UCACAAUCAUCUUUGGCAUCUCUGAGAGAUGCAAAGAGUCGUCACAAUGAAGGUGCUAGUGCUGGUUGCGCUGCUUGUCUCGAUGGCGAGCGCUGCAUCGAUACACUCGGACCAGCACCUUUCUCGGAGGUUGGAGCGAACGCAGCUGUACGAGAUUGGAUCGAAAUUCGCGCACAGGUCAGUCCCGAGCUCGUCGGGAGUGACGACCCAGAGCAGUGCCACGGACGACGACGACGACGAAGAAGAUGAUGGCUCGUCGGACGGUGACACGCUGGACACUCACUCGCAAAAUGAUCCUGGCACCAAGAAGGAGGCGGGCCACAAAGGGUCACAGCGUACCCUGCUAGACAGCGUGCGGGCCUCGGACGGGACGGUGGUGCCCAUCGUGAGCGGCGUAAACGGAGACCCUGGGGUGUAUCCGGGCUCGGCAAGCGCGUUCAUUGACGGCUGGCGUCUUCUACCCAAUGUCACUGGCGCCACGAUUGACUUGACGACAAUCAAGGUCGGAACGGGUGGAGCAACACUGGCCCACUACAUCACGUCUUCGUACGACGCUACAAAGAUCAAGCGUGCUGUCAUCAUCGUGCACGGCGACAACCGAGUCGCGUGGAACGAGUUCAUCUACGCAGAGGCCUCUCUGCAGCGGGCUGUACAGGGAGGCGACGUAAAGGAGGAUGAAGUCGUGAUUAUGGCACCCCAAUUCUUCAACGACGUCGACCACGGCGCCUACCCCGCCGAUCCUGUGACAAAUGCUUCCACGUCGUCGGUCAUGAUCUGGUCCGACAACCUCAACAACUGGGGAGACGGCUCCCCGUCCAUCUCUCCAGCCAACUCCGACGUGGGAGCAUUCGACGCCCUCGAUGCCACCCUCACCUUCUUCCACGACAAGACCCGGUUCCCCAACCUCGUCAACGUGGUCGUGGGUGGCUUCAGCAUGGGCGGCCAGCUUGUGCAGCGGUAUAGCGUGCUACGGCCCACUGUGUCAUCGGACGACGAAUCACGGACGCAGUACUGGGUCAGCAGCCCAGCUUCCUUUGUCUAUCUCAACUCUUCAAGGCCCGAGUCUAUCAAGUCAAAGUGCACCGGAUUCAACAACUACAAGUAUGGCCUCGAGGGUACCUUGCCCCUCUACCUCUCUGACCAGGGCUCCGGCAGCCCUUCGAAGCAGGGCGUGGCGCUCACCCAGGCGGGCCUGGGGCCACGGUACGUCGCGAGGAAGCUCAACUUCCUCGUCGGUCUCAAAGACCACAUUGCCGGUGACUCGCGCUGCCAGGCCGACACCCAGGGCCGGAACCACGUCACGAAGCUCAACAAUUGGAUCACGACUGUGAUGCCCUAUCUCGCCUCGUCGUCUGGUGGCAAGCUGCCCGCCAACUCGACAGUCGACUACGUAAAGAAUGUCGGUCACCAGGACUACCGAAUGAUCCCCAGCGACCCUGGCGUGCAGAGGCUCUUCCUCGACGACUACGCCUCUGUUGGCUCCAGUGCUGCCGCGCCGCCUUCCAACGGCGACACGUCCUCGCCCGCGCCCUCGUCGUCGGACCUCAACGGGGACAAGACGGACGGCGACGGGCCUUCGCAGUUCCGGCUCGCAGGGCGCUUCAUCUGGACAAUAUCCGGCCUCGUCGUCGUCGCAUUGGUCUUCCUUUAGUUUCCAAGCUUCUUCUUCUUCUCCCUCACCUCACAUAUUCCAAUACAUUUCAGGCGCUCUUCCCUUCUGUUCUCCUCCUCAAGCAUUAUCUAGACCACUUCAUCGUUCCGGGAAAUGAAAAUUAGCAUGUCAUUCGUUGGUGAG
Molecule: messenger RNA, 1795 nt
Organism: Acaromyces ingoldii
Lineage: Eukaryota; Fungi; Basidiomycota; Exobasidiomycetes; Exobasidiales; Cryptobasidiaceae
Exons: 2
Coding region: 29-1651 (540 amino acids)
Source: RefSeq, a predicted model, not a curated record